Messenger RNA from Mugil cephalus (flathead mullet), 7293 nucleotides. RefSeq names its product xylosyltransferase 1-like. Lineage: Eukaryota; Metazoa; Chordata; Actinopteri; Mugiliformes; Mugilidae. The transcript is spliced from 11 exons. The record is from RefSeq and is a predicted model, not a curated record. Gene Ontology annotation, biological process: heparan sulfate proteoglycan biosynthetic process; chondroitin sulfate proteoglycan biosynthetic process. Gene Ontology annotation, molecular function: protein xylosyltransferase activity. The coding region runs from base 1034 to 3844 and encodes 936 amino acids. Gene Ontology annotation, cellular component: membrane.
AGAACACCUCAGCGCUUUCAUGUUUUCUUUUACAUCAUAUAAAUGGCUGGUCCCUCAUCUGGGGAAGCACAUGGUACCGGGAUGCGCUUGGUCUGCAACAGUGUUCAGGUAUUGUAAUAUGUAUCAAAGUAAUAUCCCCAUUAAAUGCCAGGACCCGGGUCUCCCAGAAGAACGUUGCAUCAUAAUGAGAUCAUCAGUCUUCCAACGCUUCACAGGUUGGUGGUUUUAAUGUUGUGGCUGAUAGCAGUAAUUAAAACCGGAAGAACUUUGGGAAAGGUUUCAGUUAUAUUCAAUACAUUUGACAAUAAUAUUUAAACAACAACAUGAUGAAAUGUGAGAAGUUAUAUUUAAGUUAAUUGAUUCAAAAAAAAAAAUUUUACUGAAAAAAAAACUACACUUACCACUCAAAAAAGUUAAGGAACACUUUGAAAACACAUCAGGUAAUGUGCUAGGAAUGAAAACACAUUGCAUGAUGGAAAUGAAAAUGAUGGGGAAAUGAUGCUUUAGUCCAUUUUGUUGAAAUUUCAUUGCAGCAACUUGGUAGUUUGUAGGGCCCCCUCAGGCUUAUAUGCAUGCCUGAUACUCUACAAGCUAGACAACACCACCCAGACUGCCAUAAGGUAUCGGGAUAAAAGCUUUGGACCAAUUAUUUAAGUAUGCAAACAGUUCCUGGAGGAUGAAGGAAUUGAUACCACUGACUACUGGAAAUGUUCCUUUCAUUUUUUUUGAGCAGAUCGGGGCCGUAGAAACGUGGGCUCCGGCCCUGCAGGGAUCACAAAAUAAAUGCUUUCUCCGAACUGUUGACUCGUUAAUGGCCACAUGAGGGCCCCUACGUCCUCUCCGCCGCCUCCAAACCUCUCUCCUCAUUUCGAGCCUGUGCCAAAUUCCCUCCUCCUCCUCCUCCUCCUCCUCUUCUCUGCCUGCCAGUAGCCCCGCUCAGGCCGCGGAGGGGAGCAUUCACACCCCGCUGGCGGCGUUUAGCGGAUGGGGCUCUCAGUCUCCGCUUGAACCGGAGGGAGGGAGGAGGAGAAAGAUGAACGGUAACCCGUGUGCCCGCAGGCUGGCCCGGCGCUCCAAGUCCGCCCUGCUGGUCGCCGCGCUGGCCGUCCUGCUGGUCCAGACUCUCAUCGUGUGGAACUUCAGCAGCCUGGACUCUAGCAGCGGGGACGGAGGCGGCAGGAGCCGGGACAAGAGAGAGGACAGGAACGGGGGGCUCAACAAAGCCGACGGGGAGAACCCGCGGAGGGGGCUGCAGAGGAAGGGCGACCCGCCGCCGCCGCCGCUGCUCGGGAAGGCGGCUGUGCGACACAAGCUGCAGGCGGAUGUGUACCACUCCCACCGUCCUAAAGAGAAACUUCGCCUGGACAGCAACAAUAAUGAAAACUCCGUCCCCAAAGACUUUGACACCAUCGACAGCAACAGCAACCUGGGGGCGCGACUGCAACGUCAGCGAUUGUCAGUCGGCAACACCAAACACAAGUUGGAUAAGGCCCAAGCUCAAAACAUGCUGGACAAAUCUGCCAACGAGGUCCUCAAGUACCCCCCCAUCCAGCCCCGAGUAGUGGGUCACAAUCACAACCACAGCCACAUCCGUAAAUCUCACCCCAAGCUGCCGACCGUCCCAGCACCCGCUCAGGGCUCCAAUCAGGAUCCCCCGUUCUACCAGACGAAGAAGCCGGCCUCUCUUGUGAUGCCACCCGGUCUGGGGUCAAGGAAGGAGCAGCUGCAGUGUGAGAUCAGCGGGAAAGAGGCCAUUUCAGCUCUGUCCAGAGCAAAGAGCCGGGAGUGUCGGCAGCAGAUAGUAGAGGUGUACUGCAAACACAAAGAGAGAGCGCUGAUGCCUGAGAAAGUGCCUCGAUACUGCCCCAUGGAAGGUAAGGCUAACAUCAAUGUACAGUGGGAUGAGGGUGUCUCAGAUGCGUCUCCGCCUGUGCGGAUCGCCUUCGUCCUGGUCAUCCACGGCCGCGCCUCGCGUCAGUUCCAGCGCCUCUUCAAAGCCAUCUUCCACACGUCGCACUACUACUACAUCCACGUGGACCAGAGGUCCAACUACCUCCACAGAGAGGUGCUGUCUCUGGCCAGCCGCUACCCAAAUGUCCGAGUGACUCCCUGGAGGAUGUCCACCAUCUGGGGCGGGGCCAGUCUAUUGACCAUGUACCUACGCAGCAUGGAGGACCUCCUCAGAAUGGCUGACUGGUCCUGGGACUUCUUCAUCAAUCUCAGCGCGGCCGACUACCCCAUCAGGACCAAUGAACAGUUGGUGUCUUUCCUGUCCAAAUACCGCAACAUGAACUUCAUUAAAUCUCACGGCAGAGACAAUGCACGUUUCAUCCGUAAGCAGGGUCUGGACCGCCUCUUCUAUGAGUGCGACACCCACAUGUGGCGUCUUGGAGACCGUAAGAUCCCAGAAGGCAUCUCCGUGGAUGGAGGCUCUGACUGGUUCCUGCUCAACAGGCCCUUUGUGGAUUAUGUUGUGAACUCCGGGGACGAGCUGGUCAGCAGCAUGAAGCGCUUCUACACUUACACUCUGCUGCCUGCCGAGUCGUUUUUCCACACCGUGCUGGAGAACAGCGCCCACUGCGAGACCAUGGUGGACAACAACCUGAGACUCACCAACUGGAACCGCAAACUGGGCUGUAAGUGCCAGUACAAGCACAUCGUGGACUGGUGCGGCUGUUCGCCAAAUGACUUCAAGCCCUCAGAUCUGCCACGCUUCCAGCAAGCCUCCAGACCAACUUUCUUCGCCCGUAAGUUCGAGGCCAGCGUCAGUCAGGAGAUCAUCAGCCAACUAGACACGUACCUGUUUGGAGCACAUGCCUCAGGCACCCCGGGCCUUCAGGCGUACUGGGAAAAUAUCUACGAGCAGGAGACGGACAGUCCCAGCAGCCUUUCGGACUCCACGCUCAGCCACUACCACGCCUUUGCUCGUAUGGGACUGUUACGUGCCGCCGGCUCACUGCAAGGGCAUCCCAACGACAACAGCUGCAGGUACGUCGCCGUGAACCACCCGGUGUCCGUGCACCUCUACUUCCUGUCAGACCAGUUCCAGGGGUACCUGGUGCGUCAUGAGGCCAGUAACCAAGCCUCCACGCAGCUGGAGAGCUUGGAGACCUGGGUGACUCCCAAAGACCACUUCAGCCUGGCCAGCCCGUCACACCCCUCCAACAGGCUCCAGCAUGUCCAGGUCGGGACAGACUGGGAUCCCAAAGAGCGUCUCUUCAGGAACUGGGGGGGCCUGCUGGGACCCGAAGACGAGCCGGUGGCAGUUCAGCGCUGGAGCCGUAGCCAGAGCAACCUGACUGCCACCAUAGUGUGGAUCGACCCCACCAACGUCAUUGCUGCCACCUACGACAUCCUGGUGGACGCCUCGGCGGAGGUCACGCACUACCGGCCGCCGCUCACCUCCCCUUUGAGGCCUGGCGUUUGGACACUGAGGGUGCUGCAUCACUGGAAUCCACUGGGCCAGACCAGCUUCGUCGUAGCCCCUCUAGAGUUUCAUCGACAACAGCCCAUUCAGCAAGAGGACGCUCUACGGCUGCACGGGGGCCCAGCUAGGAACUCCUACAUGGAGCAGAGUUUCCACGGCCUCAAUCCAGUGCUGCGUUUGCCGGUGAGCCUGGGCGCCGUGGAGGAGGCCGAGGCCAACGCCGGCCUGACGGGGGUGCCGCUGCGGCGCUGGUUCGACGGGCUGCUGGAGGGCCACUGGUCGGCCUCGGACGUCUGCUCGAUGGGCCCCAGCGCCUGUCCCGUCAUGCAGCGCUGCCGCCUCACGGCCUGGAGCUCCGCCAGCCCCGACCCCAAAUCUGAACUGGCCCCACCCAGAGAGAACGGACGAAUAAGGUAGCAGUACGCCCGACUUUAGGAACGACGAGCGGACGACAGAGGAGGGAGACAAAUGAAGGAAGAAGGCACGGGGCUGAUGUCCCGUUUUGUGUCGGCUAUUUAUUUAUUUAUAGUUUGAGCGAAAGAGAAGGACAGAUGGAAUGGUGGAAAGAGGUGGAACGGAUUCAAAUGCUGAGGAAAAUGUUCUCUUUCGGCCUGCUCUCAUUUUUUAUUUGGGACUACAAAGUUUGUGUGUGCCUGAGUGAAUGAAGGAAUGUGUGUUGAAGGAUGAACUCUAUACCUCUUUGCUGGUCAAGUGUCCCCCCCCACCCCUCCCCCUAAUUUAGGGCAUACUUUAAAUGGUCGCAAGCUCAAAAUGGACGUGGUCGCUCAUUUUAAGGCUCAUUGUUUAAAGCCCACAUUUUUGAAAUCCAGACUCCGAAAUUUGACAUUCAUUCUGUCUGAACCAAAAAAAAAAGACGGAUAAAAAGAUAAUAAUGACUCUUACCAAGGUGCCAUUGUUUGCUGCCGUAGCUGCUGCGUUCCUGUAAUUCAUUGUAACUGUCACAUGCCUAAUAACAGGAGAGUCUCUUGAUUAGUUGGAUGUUGAUACGGCUUCAAGCUGAAUUAAUUAUCCUCGGUGUUUAUCCGAACCUGGCCGACCUAAUCUGAUCAAUUCUGAAAGGAGAGCGUUCCGUAAUAAUUCAUUAAUCAGUGAAAUUAGAAAAUUAGAGAGUUGGAGAGUGGUGGAAGAAGAUUAUUUACUCAAGUGAAAGCCUACGACAAUACAAAAAAAACUACAUUAGGUUCGGACAGUGUAAACUAUAAAACUAUUUCAAUAACUUUCUAUUAUUACUCAUCUGUGUGGUUAGAUGAAGUAACAGGCAGUACUGCUGUCAGAUCAGGGUUCCUGCACAUUCAAAGUUCCAUACUUGUUCCAGAUCUUAAUUUCCAGACUAUACGGUAAAAAAAAAAAAUCUAAUUUAUGGCAUUUGAGUAAAUAGUUGUGUAUCGUGUGAAUAAAUCAUGGAAUUAAUCGUUUGAAUAUAUAUGCUGUUAUGUCACUGAAGAUCAAACCCAGAUAAAUUCAGUGCAAGUUUUUUUUUAUUGUAAGUUGAACAUGAAUCAUCCAUGAUUUCUUUUAAUUUUAUUAAAUAAUAUUCCAUACUUUUCCGUACUUGCGUAGGAACCAUGUCAGAUAGAUGCAUAUAUAUAAUGAGGUAAACUGUCUCUAAAUCAAGUGUUUCUCCAGUGCUUUGGUAAAGAUCCUCUCCUCCAACAACCAGGCAAACGUGUUUUCCCUCGACACUGAUCAGCUCUGUGUGUCAUGUGGUUCUCUUUCUGUCUGAAUGCUACUAACAUCUGCCACGCUGGAAGAGAUUCCUCUUCCCUCUCCCUUUUACCCUGCACAUUUUUGUUUUUUUUAAUCCGCUCUCUGCUGUACAACUGGUGCGAAGUGUACAACAGCUAAGUGAAUAAUUUAUUCAGAAUAUUAUAUAUAUAUAUUAAAAAAAAACAUAUAUAUAAAACUUUUUUUUCUGUUUUAGUCAAUGACUAAUUUUUGAUACGCUGAUAUUUGGUGCAGCGCAUUGAGAUUUGUUUUCUGGACAAAAAUGUUUGCCUUUGUUUCUAAAGGCUGAUGGUAAAUGUUGGAGUUGAGUGGCCUCCUCCUCCUUCACCUCCUCCUUCUCCCAGAACUAAAAUCAUCCCAUAUAUCCGGGACAGUGGGUAACAUUUAAGAUAUUUUAUGAUCAUUUAUCUGUAAGAUGUUCAAUAUAAAAAGCAGUGUGAGUAAGUGCACAUCAAAGGUGCAUUUAAUCUAAAUGACACUGUGCCUCCACUUAAAGCUGUAUCAUCAUAUUUCAGAAAUAAGUUCUUGAACAUUUCGUGACACUUGUUCUGGAUAAAGCAGAAGAGGAGGAGGAGGAGGCCACCCAAGACAUUCAGAAGCACCUUUCCAUGCUGCUCAGUGACGUGCCAAACAACUGACUCAGUAAAAUGUCAUGCCAGCGCUGGACUGCACCAGUAAAGAUAAAGGCUUAUAGGUUUUUUUUUAUUUUGUUUUUUUUUCCAACCAAUCCAUAACAAUCCUUUCUCAGUAAAGCAAACUUGGAAGCCCUGCUCUUGGUUUUAUGAGCGUGGUUUUAAUUUGAGGGUCGGGUAUCGCUACUGAUUUCCUGAAUGAAUUUAAUUCACAAGGUUUUAAAUCAGUUCAUUUUUGAGAUGUUGCGGUUUUUUACUAUUUUUGCUUUGGAGACUCGUAGUGUGUGAUGUGGGUUUGCUUUUGUCCAGCUCUUCCCAGAGAUGUAGCUUCUAUUACGUUUCUCAAAAUCUCGUUUUAUGAACUGAUAGAAAAAGAUCAAUUUGAGCCCUUUGAAUUAUUUUGUCGUAAGAAACACUGAACACGAACAACACAUUUAAAUCAGAAUGGGAUCUUGAUGCCUGAGAUCAGUGUUAAACUUAAUAUCCUCUGUACAAUUCAUGCUCAGUUAUAUUGUUCAUUACCAAAAAAAGACAACAUAUAUUUCCAUUUUUAAAUAAAUUAUUCCAGGGUCUUAAGUUGCCAUAAGGCCUAGGAUAUUAUUGUUUGGACCAAAACUGGAGACCAGACUGUUUAUUAUUUUUUUUUCCUAAUCACGAGGGUAAAGCUCUCAAUGAACUGUGACAGUCAGGACUCAAAGUGAGAGAUUUACUCUGUAAAUAUUAUACAUAGUUUUAAUUUUAAAUGACGUUCAGCCACUCGUGCACUAAAGCAGCAGCGUACGCAACCACGAGAGAGACCUGGAACAUUAGUAAAUGACACUGCAUCGAACAAAAAGUUGCGAAAGGUACGAAACUAAUUAUAUUAUUAUUUUGUUUGUGCGCCAAAUUAAUUUUAAAUUUAAAUUUCAGGGCCAUUUUACCUCCAGUGUGUUUCUCAUAUGAUGAGUGAAUCCGUGUAAAGUAGUAUUUUGUAAAAAAAAGAAAAAAAAAAAGAAAAAGUACUUAGAUGAUGUACAGAUUUUAAAUUAAUGACUAGCAAGGUCCAGAUGUUUGGACGCAGUUGCUGUGAUGGUGCCACAGAAGUCAUGUGACUUUUUUUUUUUUUAAAGACAUUUGUGUGUGAAAAUAUUAUUCGGAUUCUGGAUGAAAAUCCCAGCUGAGAGGUUUCAUUUUUAUGCUUUGUUUUGUUUGUUUGUUUUAUUAUCCCUCCACACGUCUGUUUCAUAUCCAGUAGCAGCCUGUUUGUCCUUCGUAUGUGACAGUCACUGGCUCUUCUUCGUCGUCGUCUCUCGCUGGGAAUUGUGCCGUGCCUUACCUGUACUCCUGUCUUAGGAAACCCUCUCUGAAAGCAUCACAAACUGUCUGAAAUGUCCAAAAACCAAACAAGGGGGGAAAAAAAACACAAAAAACGAAAUUGUUGUGAAUGCCUUAUAAAUUACCUUAGUGGUUUUGAAGUACAAUUUUUGAAAAUAAAACUGGAUCUCCUUA